GAUUGGCGUGUCAUAUGCACGCAAAAUUGGCAUUUGGCGUAUGCAUUAUACGCAACUGGAAAGUCUGCUCUAAUGUGUUUCUGCAAGUUUCGCUUUCCGUACGAGUUUCUAUUCAUCAAAACAGAAACAGAUACACACACAUGCACACACGUACAACCUGUAGGACAACUAGUGUGUGUUACUACAGCGUAGUAGUUCCUGUCAUGAGUUCAGUGACAUCAGUAAACAUGCUAUAUCGUGUCAAAUGAAUGAAGCAGUUGGUGCCAAAGACCUAGAUUGGCUUCUACAAGGAUUGUCAGGAACAUGGUGAGAACCCUAAAUAAACUGUCUGAUCUGAGACGGACCAAGUAUGGUCAGCCGCCUCCCAGACACGGUCUGAACUUGUUGUGGUGGUUUGCUCAUUAUUGUGUUCAGAUUGACUCCAACAGUCGUAUGACUGCACAGUGCAACCCUAUAAAUGGAGCGUUUGGCUUUCAUCGAUUCUAUAAUAGGGAUGGACUGCUUCCUUACAGUGACCUACUAUACUAUGAAGUGGGCAACCUGAACACCGCUGGUUCACUGCCUGAUUAUGUCACUGAGAAUUACACUGGAUAUUCAGACAGCAGCAACAAAGAUCGCAUCAUUGUUUCCUUUGACCCAAGGUGGAGAAGAUUUGAGAAGAUUUAUGUGACACAGCACUCAGAUCAGACUAACUUUGACCAGAAUCACACCUACUGCAUUAGCCUUGAUCUUCUGAUGGACAUUAAAGGCUUGAAACGUGAAGACUUCCUCAGAGGACGCACAAAUCGUUCUGAACAUAUAUCCAUAGAUAUACCUCAGUCACUUCAGACAAACACCUGUCAGAGUAUUAGUAAUCAACUCAUACAGGACAUUCGAGACUUGAGCCGUAAAGAAUUCCAAGGAGGCCGAACAAAUCGUUCUGAACAUAUACUCAACCAGACAAACACCUGUAAGAGUUGGAAAUGCCGCUGUGCGCUGAUUGGCUGUGGUCUGCUGGUACUGCUCAUUGCUGGUGUUGCUCUCUAUUUUGGGUUGAAAACUAAAUAGUUUUAAUCUGUUGCAGUUUGUUGUUCUAGCUAAUUUUGCUUCCUUUGAGUCAGUUGCUUAUUUAAAUGAGCUUUAACACAUUUAUUAACAUGUUUAUUAUUAUAGUGUGAUGUUGAGGGUUGCAUGUUUAUCACAGCAUUCUUUUUAAUGGUUCAUUGCAAUGAUGUAAAUAAAUUUUAAGAUGUUAAGACUUUGGGUGACACAUCACAUACGAAUCAUUUUCUAGAUUUAUAAUAAUUUCUGUAUUUUUGUGCUUAUUCUUUGAAAUAUAUUCUUUGUAUUGUCUUGUGUAUAGAACUAAAAAUCCAAAAACC
This is a messenger RNA of Onychostoma macrolepis, 1361 nucleotides long. RefSeq lists its product as uncharacterized. The coding region runs from base 304 to 1047 and encodes 247 amino acids. The transcript has 2 exons. NCBI's taxonomy places the organism in Eukaryota, Metazoa, Chordata, Actinopteri, Cypriniformes, Cyprinidae. The record is from RefSeq and is a predicted model, not a curated record.